This is a messenger RNA of Microstroma glucosiphilum, 1627 nucleotides long. Its product is annotated as alpha/beta-hydrolase. The record is from RefSeq and is a predicted model, not a curated record. Bases 86 to 1558 code for a protein of 490 amino acids. NCBI's taxonomy places the organism in Eukaryota, Fungi, Basidiomycota, Exobasidiomycetes, Microstromatales, Microstromataceae. Gene Ontology annotation, molecular function: serine-type carboxypeptidase activity. The transcript has a single exon. Gene Ontology annotation, biological process: proteolysis.
UGCCUCGCCUUGGCGGUGAAGACAGCAUGUCACCUUGCUCAAGAAACGAAAUCAGCAAACCGGACGGGCUGCCUUCAAUCACGCCAUGUCUUACCGAUUCUUUCAGGCCUUUCAAAGGGGCAUACCUCUUUCCCUCUUCUUUCUCCUGACCCUUCUGGCCCACGCUUCCCUUGUCCUCUCUACUGGCCCGAAGGCAGCUGACUUUCUGGUCAAAGGUCACUCCCUGCCGGGCGUCAGCUCGCACAUUGGCGACCUUGGUGAUAGCUGGGCAGGCAAGGUCCCCAUCUCUUCAGAUGACUGUCGCUCUCUCUUCUUCUGGCUAUGGCCACCUUCAGAAGGCGAAGGCGAUGACACUCACACGAUCUGGCUCCAAGGCGGACCGGGUGCAAGCGGUCUCAAGGGGCUUUUGCAAGAGAUGGGCCCGUUUCUUCUUCCCACAAGCAGAGUCAAUACCAGUCAAGUCGCACGUAAUGAACACUCUCUCACAAAGGCAGGAUGGCUGCUGGCCGUAGAUCAGCCGGCCGGCGUGGGCCUUAGCGAUGGUCCAGCAAAAGCCAAGAGCGCAGUGGAAGCCGCAAAGGAGUUCACCACCUGGCUGCUCAAUCUUGUGUCCAUCUUCCCUGAGCUCAAGUCUAAGAAGCUCACGAUCGUCGGGGAGUCAUACGGCAGUCAAUACGCCUUUCAUAUCGCGGACCACAUCUUCCAGAAUACGAAUCUGAAGUUGACUGGUCUCGGGAUCAUCAGCGGUAUUCUCACUGACCGAAAGCUGCAGCAAGAAGCGCCCUUGUACGAGUGGGCCGUCAAGCGACAAUCCGAUCUCCACUUGAGCGACGCGACCAUGUCAGACAUCAAGGCGGAGGCUACGAGUGAUGGGAUCGCUUCCUUCGUGACGGAUCACCUUCAUUAUCCUCCAAAAGGUCCCAUCACAGCUCCAUCCACCUUGCCGGACUCCCACAGCUACCUCACCGCUAUCGCUGAGGCUGUGUCGGAUAGGGCCAGUAAAGGAUGUCUGAAUAUCUAUAACAUCAUGGACGAGUGCCCUCUAGCCGCCUUCGACCCUCUUGGCAAUCCUCCCGGCAACUACACCGUACAGCGGACCACCUCUGACAACUGGAUCAACAACACACCCGGCUUUCGUGAGGCUAUCCAUGCUGGCAAUAGCACAUGGCGCUUCUACCAGUCCGAGUCGCCCUUUGUAGGCGGAUCAGAUGAGUCUCCCUUCCCUAUGGAGACGGAGCUUUUUAGCCGGGUGGUCGAGCGGAUGGAGAGGGUGGUCAUCUCAGCUGGGCUGGACGAUAUGUCGCUCACUGCCCUCGGUGCACAGCUAGCGCUGCAGUCUGCCACCUGGAGAGGCAAGCAGGGCUUCCAAGCUGGUGGAUUCAAGUCCCUGAAGGCGGGCGGCGGCGGCGGUUUCAAUGGCGGCAAAUACCAUACGGAGGACAAGGUGACGUUGGCUCUGGUGAAAGGCGCGGGGCAUGAGAUUCCGAUGUACCAGCCCGAGAUAGCUUUGAAGCUCCAUCGCUUCCUCCUGGGUCAGAUUGAUGAUCUGGACAGAUAGUGAGCAGAUGAUUACGUUUUCUCUAUGGCCUUGAUACCAUACGUCUUCCCCGAUUGCUCUGACAUGACG